GAGUCGGCGGCGCCCAGCGGCGGCAUGCCCAGCCUGCCGGGAUUCUUCGGCCGGCAGAACAAGUACGUGCGCAUGGACGACGUCGCGCUCGGCCCCCCGCCGGAGCACGAGGAGGAAGGCGUCCGUGCCGGGCGGCGCCGGAGCAGCACGAGAUAUGUCUUCGCCUGCUCCGUCUUCGCCUCCCUCAACUCCGUGCUCCUCGGCUACGAUGUGGGAGUAAUGAGUGGGUGCAUUUUGUUCAUCCAGAGGGACCUCCACAUCACCGAGGUGCAGCAGGAGGUGCUCGUCGGCUGCCUCAGCUUCGUCUCCCUCCUCGGCAGCCUCGCCGGGGGCCGGACCGCCGACGCCCUCGGCCGCAAGCGCACCAUCGGCCUCGCCGCCGCCGUAUUCCAGGCCGGGGCCCUCGUCAUGACGCUCGCGCCGUCCUUCCGCGUGCUCAUGGCCGGCAGGCUGCUGGCCGGCAUCGGCAUCGGCUUCGGCGUCAUGAUCGCGCCCGUCUACAUCGCCGAGAUCUCCCCCGCCGCGUCCCGGGGCUCCUUCACCUCCUUCCCGGAGAUCUUCAUCAACCUCGGCAUCCUCCUCGGCUACAUCUCCAACUACGCCUUCUCGGGCCUGCCCGACCACCUCGGCUGGCGCGUCAUGCUCGCCGUCGGCAUAGUCCCGUCCGUGUCCAUCGUCUUCGCGCUCCUCGUCAUCCCGGAGUCGCCCAGGUGGCUGGUGGUGCAGGGCAGGGCCGCCGAGGCGCGUGAGGUGCUUCUCAGGGUCACCGACGGCGAGGAGGAGGCCGACGAGAGGCUCGCGGAGAUCGAGGCGGCCGCGGCCAGCGCGGCAAACUCCGGCGAGACGGUGUGGCGGGAGCUGUCGAGGCCCUCGCCGACGAUCCGCCGGAUGCUGGUCACCGGCCUGGGCAUCCAGUGCUUCCAGCAGAUCACCGGCAUCGACGCGCUGGUGUACUACAGCCCCACCAUCUUCCGGGACGCCGGGGUGACCACCGAGAGCCAGCUCCUCCUCGCCACGGUCGCCGUCGGGUUCUUCAAGACGGCGUUCAUCGCGCUGGCCAUCGUGCUCAUCGACCGCGUCGGCCGGAAGCCGCUGCUGUACGUGAGCACGGUCGGCAUGACCGUCUGCCUGGUCAUUCUGGCAUCGACGCUCUGGCUGCUCGCGCACGGGGCGGUGCCCAAGGCCCUCGGCGUGGCCGUCGCCGUCGUGGCGGUGUGCGGCGACGUGGCCUUCUUCUCGGUGGGGAUCGGGCCGGUGUGCUGGGUGACGAGCUCGGAGAUCUUCCCUCUGCGGCUGCGGUCGCAGGCGGCGGCGCUCGGCGCGGCGGUGAACCGGGUUACGAGCGGCACCGUGGCCAUGUCGUUCCUGUCCGUCUCCCGCGCCAUGACCGUCGCCGGCGCGUUCUCGGCGUUCGCGGCCAUCUCGGCGUUGUCGGUCGUGUUCGUGCACAGGUUCGUCCCGGAGACGAAAGGCAAGACGCUGGAAGAGAUCGAGCUGCUCUUCGGCGGCGGGGAAGGUGGCGAGGGAGUGACAGUGAGCCCCGGGGAGGUGGAGCUCGGUGACGCCGAGCACCUGGUGCGGAAGGGAUGAGAAGGUCCUUGUACUCUGAUGGAUCCGUUUGGAAUUGUCACUCCCGUCUGAAUGUUUAGUUUCAGAAUGUGCAUUUGAUUUAUUUAUUGGUCAUUUAGGAGAAAAAUUAUACACAGUUAACAGCCUUGCAGCUUGAAAUUCUUAGUUUCAGCUUGCAACACAGAGUAACAGUUAUGACAGAAAUGGGAGGCACUGAAAAUUGGGGAA
This is a messenger RNA of Triticum aestivum (bread wheat), 1797 nucleotides long. RefSeq names its product probable polyol transporter 4. The coding region runs from base 25 to 1590 and encodes 521 amino acids. Gene Ontology annotation, cellular component: membrane. The transcript has 2 exons. Gene Ontology annotation, biological process: transmembrane transport. The record is from RefSeq and is a predicted model, not a curated record. Gene Ontology annotation, molecular function: transmembrane transporter activity. NCBI's taxonomy places the organism in Eukaryota, Viridiplantae, Streptophyta, Magnoliopsida, Poales, Poaceae.